GGACAGCUGGUGUACUUGAGGGACAGUAAAGAGGGCUGGAUCACAGGCACGGUUGUUGAUGCCUUUGAGAAUCAAGCUACAGUGCUUACAGAUAGUGGCCAGACUUUAUCUACCCAUGUCCAAGGUGUCCAUCUGAGGUCAGAAGACUACAGCUACAUAAACUGCUCAAAGCUGACAGAAGUGACUCCAAUCAAUGAAGCAACAGUUCUAGAAUGUCUUCACCAGCGGUUCUUGACGAACAUUUACUACACGUCUGCUGGCAGCACAAUAGUUGCUGUGAAUCCCUUCAAGGAUCUUCCAGAGCUCUACAACAUCAACAGAAUUGAGGAGUAUCACCAACAUAAAGAGGUUUCAGAACUGGACCCACACAUUUAUCUGAUUGCCGAGAAUGCGUACACAUCGAUGGUCCGGGGUCUUGGUCAGGUCAACCAGAGCAUUGUGGUCAGUGGAGAGAGUGGUGCUGGAAAGACUGUCUCUGCCAAACAUCUGCUGAGGUAUUUAACAAUUGUGUCCAGCCCUAAACAAGAGACAGGCUUGAAAAGUAUUCCUGGAAGUGCCAUCGAGAGGAGAGUGUUAGAUUCCAACCCCAUCCUAGAAGCAUUUGGAAAUGCAGCUACGCCCAGGAAUGAGAAUAGCUCCAGGUUUGGCAAGUUUAUUCAGCUUCAGUAUCACAGAAGUGGCUACAUCCUGGGUGGGGCUAUACAGACCUACCUGCUGGAGAAGACCAGAGUUGUGCACCAGGGGGCAGGGGCCAAUAACUUUCACAUAUUUUAUCAGGUGCUGAGUUUACAAGAGCUAUCAGCGGUUCCAGUCUGGUUAGAGGGAAUCAAAGGAGAUGUUGACAAGUCCAAACUGAAGUGUGCCAUACCGCAUCAAGCUGCAACUGUUCCCAUGCUACAGAUAGUUGAUGCUCUGACAGACAUAGGAGUGGAACCUCAGACCCAGGUGCUGCUGGCCAUCCUUCACUUGACACAGCUGAAGUUUGUUUCCUCUAGGGAUGAUGAAGCCAGUUCCAUGUCUGGGGAUGAAG
This is a messenger RNA of Candidula unifasciata, 1030 nucleotides long. The record is from the annotation of a GenBank genome assembly. Lineage: Eukaryota; Metazoa; Mollusca; Gastropoda; Stylommatophora; Geomitridae.